AUGCCCGAGAGGGAUAUUGUUUCUUUGACUUGUUUGAUUGAUGGGUACAUUAGGAAUAAAUGGGUUAAUAAAGCUAGGUCUAUGUUUAAUAAGAUGCCCGAGAAGAAUGUGGUUUCUUGGACUGUGAUGAUUAAUGGAUACGUGCAACAUGAAAGGUUUCGGGAGGCGUUGAAGCUAUUUGUUUUGAUGCUAAGAUGUGGUACGAGGCCUAAUCAGUUUACGUUUUCUAAUGUAUUGGAUGCAUGUGCUGGUAAUAUUGAUGCUGCAUUUAGCAUAUUCAAGUCCAUGCAGAAUAAGAAUUUGGUGUCAUGGAAUUCUUUGAUAGCCGGUUAUGCAAGACAAGGGCUUGGAACAAGAGCAUUGCAGGAAUUUAAUAGAAUGCUUAGCAACGGUGUCACUCCAAAUCAGGUUACGAUUUUUAAUGUUCUGUUAGCAUGCAGGGGCAGUGGAUUGGUCGAAGAAGGUGAAAGACACUUCAACUCCAUGAACCACAAGUAUGGAAUACAACCAGGGUUGGAGCAUUAUGCUUGUAUGAUGGAGACCUAUGGGAAAGCAGGUCAUAUGGGUAAAGCUGAGACCUUGAUCAAGGAGAUGCUUUCCAAGUUUGAUGUGGUUUGGAACCUCCAGAAUUUGCCACAGAGUUUUUUAAAAUUGAAAAGGGAUUAUCGUGCAGUUUAUUCAGCGUUUAGAAAGAUACAUGGUGAAACGGGGAACGCUGCAACUGAAUUGAAGCACUUGAAGUAG
This is a messenger RNA of Hibiscus syriacus, 744 nucleotides long. Its product is annotated as pentatricopeptide repeat-containing protein At2g13600-like. Gene Ontology annotation, molecular function: protein binding; RNA binding. The transcript has 3 exons. The record is from RefSeq and is a predicted model, not a curated record. The coding region runs from base 1 to 744 and encodes 247 amino acids. NCBI's taxonomy places the organism in Eukaryota, Viridiplantae, Streptophyta, Magnoliopsida, Malvales, Malvaceae. Gene Ontology annotation, biological process: RNA modification.